This is a messenger RNA of Schistocerca nitens (vagrant locust), 1182 nucleotides long. RefSeq names its product eukaryotic translation initiation factor 3 subunit I (gene eIF3i). Gene Ontology annotation, biological process: cytoplasmic translational initiation. Lineage: Eukaryota; Metazoa; Arthropoda; Insecta; Orthoptera; Acrididae. Gene Ontology annotation, molecular function: translation initiation factor activity; protein binding; RNA binding. The transcript is spliced from 6 exons. The record is from RefSeq and is a predicted model, not a curated record. Bases 151 to 1131 code for a protein of 326 amino acids. Gene Ontology annotation, cellular component: eukaryotic translation initiation factor 3 complex, eIF3m; cytoplasm.
UACUGGCGCGAGACACUCCACAGACUAAACUGCUCUACGUUCCUAAAUACGAUCUUUGUAAUGAAAUAUCUUUACAAUGAGAGUAUUUGACAGUUCCUGCUGCAUGUGGGUAUUGCAUACGAGACACUUGUAUUCGCAAGGCUUGUCGAUAUGAAACCCUUAUUGCUCCACGGACAUGAUCGUCCCAUCACACAAAUUAAGUAUAACAGGGAAGGGGAUCUACUGUUCUCAGCAUCUAAGGGCCAAGAACCGAACGUCUGGUAUUCUGUGAAUGGAGAACGGCUCGGCACUUUCAAUGGUCACUCGGGAGCUGUAUGGACGAUAGAUGUCAACUGGGAUACCACACGUUUUAUGUCGGGGGCAGCUGACAAUACAGUUAAACUAUGGGACUGUGAAACAGGUGUUAAUAUUGGAACAGUCCCUGCCAAUUCCUCUGUUCGGACCUGUGCCUUUAGUUACAGUGCUACAAUGGCAGUGUACUCAACAGAUAAACACUAUGGAUUUAACUGUGAAAUACAUGUUAUAGAUGUGAGAAAUGCUGACAAUUCAAUUGGCCAGCAGGAACCCAUAUUGAAGUUACCUGUUACUGGACCAAGAGUUACGUCAGCAGUUUGGGGAAUACUAGAUGAGACUGUAAUAACAGGGCAUGAAGAUGGAGUUCUUCGCUUGUGGGACUUGAGAUCCUGCAAAGAAAGGGCCUCUGUCUCUGACCACACUAGGUCAAUUAAUGAUAUGCAGUUGAGCAAGGAUGGAACAAUGUUUAUAACUGCAUCAAAGGACCACACUUCAAAAUUAUUUGAUACAGAUACACUGAUGUGUCUGAAGUGCUACAAAACAGAUAGACCUUGCAAUAGUGCUGCAAUUUCACCUAUAAAGCACCAUGUUGUGCUUGGUGGUGGUCAGGAAGCAAUGGAUGUAACAACCACAUCAACAAGAUCUGGAAAAUUUGAAUCUAGAUUCUUCCAUCUUAUAUUUGAAGAGGAAUUUGCACGCGUGAAAGGUCAUUUCGGUCCUAUCAAUAGCGUUGCAUUUCACCCUGAUGGGAGAAGUUUCAGUACAGGCGGAGAGGAUGGUUAUGUCCGCAUUCAAAGCUUUGAUCAAUCAUAUUUUGAUUUUACUUUUGAUUGUUGAAUCUUAUAUUAAGGUGUAUCAUAUACUAAAUAAAUUUUGUCAAGUAAAUAA